AUGGGUUCAAGUAGGCUAGAUCGUCUUGUCACCCUCCUAGAGACAGGGAGCACGCAGGUUAUCAGGAACACCGCGGCCCAGCAGCUGGCAGAUGUCCAGAAACAGCACCCGGAUGAGCUCUUUAACCUGCUGGGACGCAUCCUUCCAUAUCUCCGGUCGAGAUCAUGGGAUACCAGGACAGCUGCCGCCAAGGCUAUCGGUGGCAUAGUCUCCUUCGCGGAGAAGCUGGACCCGAAUUCAGACGAUCCAGCAGAUGAUACCACCCCCAAGGUCGAGGCGAAGAAGGAAGAGAAUGCCAAAGAGCCAGACGAGCUGCUUGACCUCGAAACCUUGGAUAUCGUCUCGGUUCUCAAGUACGGCCAUAAACUGCUUGGCAGUGGUGGUAAAGAAUAUGAAUAUGCAGUUGCCGGCUUAGAUCCUAUUUCUAGGCUGCAGCAACAGAAGAAGACACUGGCAGGCCGACUCGGGCUUGCCGGCGAGUACCUGGAGGAGGAUCUCAUCAAUGAUACCGAAAUGGGUAAUAAUGGCAAUGGCGUACAGCGGAAACCCAGCCAUACUCCCAAACCUCCUCCUGCCUUGGACACUUCAGUUGGCGCAUUCAACCGUCCGCUAAACCAACUAAAUCGUGAUUCGCCGCUAGAGGCCUCCCCCCAUGAUCCCCCUCCAUCUGCCAAUGGCGAUGACCAUGGCCUAAGCAAACGCCAGCUCAACCAGCUGAAGCGGAAGAACAAACAGACCGCCAAGUUGGGCGCCAACAAGAUCCGUAUCGUUGACCUGGCUGUUCGAAAGGGAUCUGAUGCCGUAGCUACACCCACCGAAGUCUCUACUCCACACCCAGUUAAGAAGGAAAACGGCGAAGAAGACCUGGACGCCAAGGACGACUACUUCUCUAUCAAGAGGGAAGGGCCCGAUGAUGAUUCAAAGGUCGUAAAGGAGUUCAAGGGUGCCGCAGUCCCCGAAAAACCAUUCAUCCAAACAGUUUCCUCCGACGGACAAGAUCUAGAAUGGCCGUACGAGCGCAUGUGCGAGAUCUUGAUGGUGGACCUGUUCGACCAUAACUGGGAUGUUCGCCAUGGUGCAGCCAUGGGUCUCCGAGAGGUUAUCCGAGUUCAGGGCCAUGGAGCCGGACGGCAGUAUGGUAAGACGAGAGCGGAGAACGAUAUUUUAAACCAUCGUUGGCUGGGCGAUCUGGCCUGCCGCUUACUCUGCGUCUUCAUGCUGGACCGAUUCGGUGAUUACAUUUCAGAUAACGUUGUAGCGCCGAUUCGAGAGACUGUUGGUCAGACGAUGGGUGCUCUAUUGUCUCAUCUGCCUGACAAAUCAGUCACUCGCGUUUACCAUAUUCUUCAUAGGAUGGUGAUGCAGAACGAUCUUGAUCUCGGAAAACCCAUCUGGGAAGUAUGUCAUGGUGGCAUGAUUGGGUUGAAGUACCUUGUCGCCGUUCGCACGGAUAUUUUAAUGAAAGAAUCUACGGUACUCGACGGUGUUAUUGAAGCUGUAAUGAAGGGGCUGGAUAAUUAUGAUGAUGACGUCCGUGCUGUUAGUGCAGCGACCUUGAUACCCAUUGCCGAUGACUUUGUUAAGCUCCGUGGCGGUUCCCUGGGCGCCUUAAUAGAAGUGGUGUGGAACUGUCUAUCGAACCUGCAGGAUGAUCUUAGCGCCAGUACGGGAUCUGUCAUGGAUCUUCUUGCGAAGCUCUGCACAUUCCCUCAAGUGCUAGAGGCAAUGAAGGCCAAUGCAGUGCACGACUCCAACGCCUCAUUUGGGAAUCUGGUACCAAGGCUAUUCCCGUUCCUCCGUCAUACCAUUUCCAGCGUGCGAUCGGCUGUGCUUAGGGCACUGCUCACCUUCCUAGAAUUGGACACUGAAGGUCAAAACACAUGGGUGGAUGGCAAGGCCAUGAGACUGAUAUUCCAAAACUUACUAGUCGAGCGCAACGAACCGGUUCUCAAGUUAUCACUGCAAGUAUGGUGCGAGAUAUUAAAGGUUGCCGAACACCGCAACUUGAUGAGUGGAGACCAGCUUGUCGGUUCGUUACAGCCUCUGAUUACGGCAACUAUGAAUCCAUUUGGUGUACCCCGAUAUCCAAUUCCCAUGGACGUUUGCCUCUUCAUUCGACCUUCUGGCCUACCUUACUCUUCCGCUCCCUCAGGUCCGAGGCGGCAGUCCCCGAACACUCCUUCUGAGCCUGUACGAGGGCGUCGCCGCAAGGUUGAAAAGCUGGAGCCACCACCAAUUACCUCGCAUAACGUCGAUGGCCACAUGCUGCAAGGUGACAUUGAUUUAGUCGGCAUGGACACUAUGAUUAGAUCGAAAAUCUACGCCGCCUCCGCGCUUGGACGAUUCUUGAAAGUAUGGCAAACUGCCAAUGGCUCGGAUCUGUGGCAGGGCAUAUUACCUUGUUUAAACUGGCCCGGAUCUACGUCUCAAUUGACAGCCGCUAUGGUGGUAGAAGAAUACGCGAAAAACCGUGACCCAGGCUCGCCCUAUCCACCGGUACUGUCCGAAUGGCUGAACCCUCUAAUUGAAAACGAUCGACCAUCGUGGUAUAGCGAUAUUGCUUGCUACUUGCAAAUUUCCAGAUCACAAUGCCACUCUCUGCUUAAUACAUUCCGAGAUCACGCGCACGUCUCACCUUCCAAACUGCCUACUCUUGCUGUGGUUGUUCAAGGAGAACCGGAGGCAGGGCCCAAUGCUUUUGCGAUACGGGAUGCAGAAAAGGUCCUAGGGCCGGACUUCGAACGCCUUAGGAAAGAACUUACCCCGACUCAAAGACUAACAGCACUACAAGUCCUUAAUGACUCUCGCUCAACAGCCCAAGCCACUGUUGAAGAGGCCAAAGAAAUCAAGGAGCAACGAGACAUGCGAAUCCGUGCUGUGAUUGCUAGUUCCCUGGUCUCUCUACAGAAUAUCCCUAAAAAGCCAAGCUAUCUCAUCAAGGCCGUGAUGGACAGUAUCAAGAAGGAGGAGAAUGUCGAACUACAGAGGAGGUCAGCCAGUGCCAUUUCAUCCUUGAUAGAAUAUUAUACUAGCGCCGCCAAACGUGGACCUGUCGACAAGAUCAUUGGCAAUCUCGUCAAAUUCUGCUGCGUCGAUACUUCAGAGACUCCGGAAUUCCAUCACAACGCUCACCUGGAGAAGGCAGUUUUAUCCCUGCGCAAGGAAGAAGAUAAGAGAGAUCCAGUUGAUAGUGUCAAGUUUGAAAGGGAGUCGAAGGAAGCUAGAGUCAUGCGACGUGGUGCAAAGGAAGCGCUGGAGCAGCUGGCGGGUAGAUUUGGACCCAGGUUAUUUGACAAGGUCCCUAAUAUCGCAAGCUUAAUACAGAAUCCUGUCCGAGAGGCUCUCACCGGCGAACUCCCUGCGGAUAUCAGAGACCCAUCCAACACGCUCGGACAAGAAACUGUUGACGGCCUAUCAACUUUGCGAGCUUUGGUUCCAAAAUUCGACCCUGGACUAUACCCCUGGAUUAUCGAACUUAUGCCUAUCAUCGCCAAGUCGUUACAGAGCGAGCUCUCCGUCAUUCGAUACGCUGCAGCGAAGUGCUUUGCCACAUUAUGCAGUGUUAUACCAGUUGAUGGCAUGACUAUGCUUGUUGAGAAGGUAUUGCCUACAAUAAACAACGCAGUGGAUGUCCAUCAUCGACAGGGUGCUAUUGAGUGCAUUUACCACUUGAUUCAUGUCAUGGAAGACCAGAUCCUGCCCUACGUGAUCUUUUUAAUUGUUCCAGUCCUUGGACGUAUGAGUGACUCGGACAACGACGUCCGACUGUUAGCAACAACUGCUUUCGCAACACUGGUCAAACUCGUUCCUCUCGAAGCCGGCAUUCCCGACCCGCCAGGCCUUUCUGAAGACUUGCUCAAAGGUAGGGACCGUGAAAGACAAUUCAUGGCCCAGAUGUUGGACGUACGCAAAGUUGAACCGUUCAAGAUCCCUGUUGGCAUUAAAGCGGAACUUCGAUCAUAUCAGCAAGAAGGUGUCAACUGGCUUGCGUUCUUGAAUCGUUACAACCUCCACGGUAUUCUUUGCGAUGACAUGGGUCUUGGAAAAACGUUACAGACCCUCUGUAUCGUUGCAAGUGAUCACCAUCUUCGCGCAGAGGAAUUCGCCAAAACCCAAGCUCCUGAGGUCCGCCGACUGCCGUCCUUAAUCAUCUGCCCCCCUAGUGUUUCAGGCCAUUGGCAGCAAGAGAUUAAACAAUAUGCACCGUUUAUUUCGUGCGUGGCUUAUAUGGGACCGCCUGGGGAGCGAGCGAAGGUGCGACAGCAACUUGACUCGGUAGAUGUGGUGAUCACCUCAUACGAUAUCUGCAGAAACGACAGCGAAAUCCUGGCCAACAUAUCCUGGAACUAUUGUGUGUUGGACGAAGGGCAUUUGAUCAAGAACCCAAAAGCGAAAAUUACCCUAGCAGUGAAGAGCAUUGUUAGCAACCAUCGCUUGAUCUUGUCUGGAACUCCUAUUCAGAACAAUGUCCUAGAGCUAUGGUCCCUUUUCGAUUUCUUAAUGCCUGGGUUCCUCGGUACAGAAAAGAUAUUUCUCGAACGAUUCGCAAAACCAAUUGCCGCUAGUCGAUUCAGCAAGUCAUCUUCCAAAGAGCAAGAAGCGGGUGCAUUGGCGAUCGAGGCAUUGCACAAGCAGGUUCUUCCAUUCUUACUACGUCGUCUGAAGGAAGAAGUUUUGAACGAUCUUCCACCGAAGAUUUUGCAGAAUUAUUACUGUGACCUAAGUGAUCUCCAGCGUAAAUUAUUCGAAGAUUUUACGCACAAGGAACAGAAAGACAUCGCCAAUAAGGUUGGCAGUAGCGAAAAGGAAGCCAAAGAACACAUCUUCCAAGCUUUGCAAUACAUGAGACGACUUUGCAAUUCGCCAGCUUUAGUGAUGAAAGAGGGACAUAAACAAUAUCACCAAGUCCAAAAACUUCUUGCAUCCAAGAACUCCAACAUUCGGGAUAUUGCUCAUGCUCCAAAACUUAGCGCGCUUCGCGAUUUACUGAUCGAUUGCGGUAUUGGGGCCGACCCUUCGGCUGAGGGAGAAUUAGCCACAGGCGCAAGUUACGUUAGCCCUCAUCGAGCCCUGAUUUUCUGUCAAAUGAAGGAGAUGCUUGAUAUUGUGCAGAACGAUGUGCUUAGAAAGCUACUUCCGUCUGUCCAAUUCCUUCGUCUCGAUGGAAGUGUGGAAGCAACGAAACGACAAAAUAUUGUGAAUCAGUUCAAUACUGACCCCAGCUACGACGUUCUUCUUCUUACUACAAGCGUUGGCGGUCUUGGACUCAACUUGACUGGUGCCGAUACUGUCAUCUUCGUUGAGCACGACUGGAAUCCGCAGAAGGAUAUUCAAGCUAUGGACCGCGCUCACCGAAUCGGUCAAAAGAAGGUCGUCAAUGUCUAUCGGUUGAUUACUCGCGGUACCCUUGAAGAAAAGAUUCUAAACCUACAACGCUUCAAGAUCGACGUCGCCUCAACUGUAGUUAAUCAACAAAACGCGGGCCUAAGCACCAUGGAUACCGAUCAGCUUCUCGACCUCUUCAAUCUAGGCGAAACCGCGGACACGGCCGAAAAACCAACGCAGGAUGGAACCGGCAACGAAAUCGACAUGGUCGACAUUGAUGGUGAAGUCAAAGAAAAAGGAAAGAAAGGCUGGCUUGACGAUUUGGGCGAAUUAUGGGAUGAUCGCCAGUAUGAGGAAGAAUAUAACCUCGAUUCUUUCUUGGCUUCUAUGAAGCGUUAA
Arthroderma uncinatum is the source of this 5724-nucleotide messenger RNA. Its product is annotated as transcriptional accessory protein. Bases 1 to 5724 code for a protein of 1907 amino acids. Lineage: Eukaryota; Fungi; Ascomycota; Eurotiomycetes; Onygenales; Arthrodermataceae. Gene Ontology annotation, molecular function: TBP-class protein binding; DNA binding; ATP-dependent chromatin remodeler activity. The record is from RefSeq and is a predicted model, not a curated record. The transcript is spliced from 4 exons.